Myripristis murdjan (pinecone soldierfish) is the source of this 2927-nucleotide messenger RNA. RefSeq names its product synaptic vesicle glycoprotein 2A-like. Gene Ontology annotation, biological process: chemical synaptic transmission; transmembrane transport. Lineage: Eukaryota; Metazoa; Chordata; Actinopteri; Holocentriformes; Holocentridae. Gene Ontology annotation, cellular component: neuron projection; synaptic vesicle membrane. Bases 233 to 2443 code for a protein of 736 amino acids. The transcript is spliced from 13 exons. Gene Ontology annotation, molecular function: transmembrane transporter activity. The record is from RefSeq and is a predicted model, not a curated record.
CACCACCACCGCCGCCACCAACAUCAUCAUCCUCACCUCUCACGGAAAUACGAGGCUAAAGAGGGGGAUCACUUCGCAGGAUCAAGACUCAAGAGGAGCUCUUCCUCGAUCAGGUGAAAAGGGUCACCUCAUAACGUCAACAAACUGAAGCCUGAUACCAACAACGGUACAUUCAGGUGGCCUCUGUGCUACGAAAUCUUGACCGCUCGUGCGUCUCCUGAACCUCUUUAAAAUGGAGGACAGCUACCAAAACCGGACUGCCUUCAUAAAAGGUGCCAAAGACAUUGCCAAAGAAGUCAAGCGACAAGCUUCCAAGAAGGUCAGCCGUGGAAUGGAUCGUAUGACCGACGAGUACAGCAAACGCUCCUACAGCCGUUUUGAAGAGGACGAUGAUGAUGACUAUCCCAUGCAGGGUAGCCAGGAUGGAGGCUACUACCGUAGUGACAGCCAGGCGGCCAAUGACGACGAGGGCGGCCACAGUGACUCCACGGAGGGUCACGACGAGGAUGAUGAGAUCUACGAGGGGGAGUAUCAAGGUAUCCCCCGGGCCGAUUCUGGCAAGGGCAGCCUGAGCGGAGGCCCCGGCUCAGUCAGGGCCGGUGGGCAGCAGUUCAGAGAUAUCGGGGUCUCAGAGGCUGAAAGACGGAAGGACCAGGAAGAGCUGGCUCAGCAGUACGAGACCAUUUUACAAGAAUGUGGUCAUGGAAAGUUCCAGUGGACCCUCUACUUUGUGUUGGGGCUGGCACUCAUGGCAGACGGCGUGGAGAUCUUUGUGGUCGGCUUUGUCCUGCCCAGCGCUGAGAGGGAUAUGUGUCUGUCUGAACCCAACAAAAGCAUGUUAGGUCUGAUUGUAUAUUUCGGGAUGAUGGUUGGGGCCUUCCUGUGGGGUGGCCUCGCUGACCGGAUAGGCCGUCGUCAGUCUCUUCUCAUCUCUCUGUCCAUCAACAGUGUCUUCUCCUUCUUCUCCUCCUUCGUCCAGGGCUACAGCACUUUCCUGUUCUGCCGUCUGCUCUCAGGUGUUGGGAUUGGUGGCUCAAUUCCAAUCGUGUUUUCCUACUAUUCUGAAUUCCUGGCCCAAGAGAAGCGUGGCGAGCACCUGAGCUGGCUCUGCAUGUUCUGGAUGAUUGGGGGAAUAUAUGCAUCUGCUAUGGCCUGGGCCAUAAUCCCUCAUUAUGGAUGGAGUUUCCAGAUGGGCUCGGCAUACCAGUUCCAUAGCUGGCGUGUGUUUGUGUUAGUGUGUGCGUUUCCCUCUGUUGCAGCCAUCGCUGCCCUCAAUGCCAUGCCAGAAAGCCCUCGCUUCUACUUAGAGAAUGGCAAGCACGAUGAAGGCUGGAUGAUUCUAAAGCAAGUUCAUGACACCAACAUGAGAGCGAAGGGAUACCCAGAGAGAGUGUUUUCUGUCACCACAAUCAAGACUGUGAAACAGAUGGAUGAGUUGGUGGAUACUGGCACCGACACACCAGUCUGGCAACGCUAUAAACUGAAGAUUAUGAGCUUGUCCCAACAGAUGCGGAGUAACUUUCUCGCCUGCUUCAGCCCAGAAUAUAAGCGAACCACUUUCAUGCUGAUGGCCGUUUGGUUCACCAUGUCUUUCAGCUAUUACGGCCUGACGGUGUGGUUCCCAGAUAUGAUCAAAUACAUCCAGAAGCAGGAAUACGAGUCACGCACAAAGGUGUUCGUCAAGGAGCAAGUCCAGCACAACACUUUUAACUUCACCCUGGAGAACCAAGUUCAUCGCCAAGGACACUACUUCAAUGACAAGUUCCUCAACCUUAAGAUGAAAUCCAUGGUGUUUGAAGACUGUGUGUUCGAGGAGUGCUACUUUGAGGACAUCACCUCCACCAACACCUUCUUCAGAAACUGCACCUUCAUGGCAAGCUUGUUUUACAACACAGACUUUUUCAAAUACAGGUUUGUCGAUUGCAAACUGGUGAACAGCACCUUUCUCCACAACAAGGAGGGCUGUAUGCUGGACUUCAGCGACGACAACAACGCAUACAUGAUAUACUUUGUCAGCUUCCUCGGCACACUGGCGGUGUUGCCAGGCAACAUUGUGUCAGCUCUACUUAUGGACAAAAUUGGCCGUUUAAGGAUGCUGGCGGGGUCCAGUGUCAUAUCUUGCGUCAGCUGUUUCUUCCUGAUGUUUGGCAACAGUGAGUCAGGAAUGAUUGCCCUCUUGUGUCUGUUUGGUGGCAUCAGCAUCGCCUCGUGGAACGCCCUCGAUGUUUUAACAGUGGAGCUCUACCCCUCCGAUAAAAGGACCACAGCGUUUGGCUUCCUUAACGCCCUCUGUAAACUGGCUGCAGUCCUGGGCAUAAGCAUUUUCCAGUCUUUUGUCGGCAUCACCAAGGCCGUGCCAAUCUUAUUCGCUGCUGGCGCCCUUGCUGCAGGUAGUUUCCUUGCGACGAAGCUGCCUGAGACGCGGGGCCAGGUGCUGCAGUAAAACGAGUGGCCGCCAGUCGGCAGCAGAGUAUAGCUGGAGUGGGCGUACGACACCUAGAGCAUGAACACCUCUGAGAGCUUCAGCACUGCCCAUUAAACACUAAGAGGACAGACUGACACCCAUUGUAAGCCCAGAAUCCUAUGAAAUAUGGAUUUUAUCAUUUUAACACUAUACAGACCCGUGGUGUUUAAUAGAAGAACAUACAGAUGUAAAAACACAGUAAAUAUCUGGGUAACAACAGCACACAACUCAAUCCAAUCUAUCCAAUCCAGCAUCGUCGUAUCCAGAAUCAUGAGGCUUUAUUUCAACUGCACACUCACUUAUGCAUUAUUCAGAUGUCAAACAUGGUACAAAAGUGUCAUUUGCACAUGGUGGUACAGCACAGAUUGUGAUAGCAAACUGCAGGCAUUUGCAGAAUUAUUGGUACCCUUCAUGAAAAUGGACAAAAAUGGCUGUAAAAACUACAAAAAUGCAUCAUAUUUUA